Messenger RNA from Desarmillaria tabescens, 1965 nucleotides. Its product is annotated as guanine nucleotide binding protein, alpha subunit. The transcript has 10 exons. Bases 286 to 1512 code for a protein of 408 amino acids. Gene Ontology annotation, biological process: adenylate cyclase-modulating G protein-coupled receptor signaling pathway. Lineage: Eukaryota; Fungi; Basidiomycota; Agaricomycetes; Agaricales; Physalacriaceae. Gene Ontology annotation, cellular component: heterotrimeric G-protein complex. Gene Ontology annotation, molecular function: GTPase activity; G-protein beta/gamma-subunit complex binding; guanyl nucleotide binding. The record is from RefSeq and is a predicted model, not a curated record.
GCCACGUGGGAAUGUAUCUCAGUCGAUCUGGGGCAUUUCGCGUUUGUCAGCGACCACCAUCAGCGACCACCCGAGGCGCAUCAUUGUCGUCGGUCAUUGUCGUCGGCCGUCGUUGUUCAGGACGGCGACGACGACGACAACUGCGACGACCGCCAAGGAGAAACCGGCGAUAACUUAAUAUUACCACCACCAUCUAUCACACGAAAUUCGGACUUCUCCCGUUCCAUCAGGCUUCCUCGCUCAGGGCGCCGUUUCAGCCAUCUUGGUUUCCUCUCUCCUCUCAAGAUGACGGUAGAUCCCUUCGCUGUGUCCACGAAACCGACACCAGAGUCGUUGGCCAUCGAUGAGAGCAUCCGCCUUGAGAGGAAACGCCUGAAAGACAACCCAGUGGUCAAGGUUCUCCUGCUGGGACAGAGCGAGAGCGGGAAAAGUACCGUAAUCAAGAAUUUUCGUCUCGCCCACGACGCCGCCUCGUUUCGCGCUGAGAGGGCGUCAUGGCGUUCUGUCAUCCAGCUCAACUUGAUACGCUCUGUGGGAAUCAUACUAGAUGCCCUCGACGACAUCGAACAGCUACCACCCGACUUGCGUCUUCUUCGCCUCCGCCUCAUCCCGCUCAGGCGCGUCGAGACAGAUCUUCGUCACCGACUCUCAGAUUCUGCUAUCCCGGUUACACCAGAGCUAUCAGUUCGUUCUCUUGCUCAACUCUCCCAUUGCCCCGAUCCUGUGUCUCUAUUACGAGAAAGUUCCGAGGCUCAGGAUGUCAUCACGUCUCUGCGAGAAGACAUUCGACAUCUGUGGCUCGACGAACGCGUCCGCAAUGCACUACGACGGAAAGGCAUUCGCAUAGAAGAAGGGGCUGGAUUUUUUCUAAAUGAUCUCGACCGAAUAGCCAUCUCAUCCUACACGCCCUCUGAUGAUGACGUCUUACGUGCACGACUGCGUACGAUGGGCGUGCAAGAAUGGCGAAUCCCAUUUCCGCCGGCCCCAGGUCAACACCCUUCCUUUUCGCAUCCUUGGGCUCUCUACGACGUCGGUGGUGCUCGUACACAGCGACGCGCCUGGCUUCCGUUUUUCGAUGGUGUGAAUGCAAUCAUAUUCCUGGCCCCUCUCUCUCCGUUCGACACUCCGCUUCCCGAAGACCCCAGUGUAACCCAUCUCGACGACACGCUAGCUCUCUGGCACGCUAUCACCUCUACGCCCCUUCUAGCGCGGUCGACGCUGAUUGUGUUCCUCAACAAGUGUGAUCUACUGAAACGUAAGCUCAAGUCUGGUGUUCGAUGGGGUGACUGGGUUCGCGGGUAUAAGGGGGAAGAGGAGGUAGGGGCUGUGGUGAGAUGGACGCGAGAACGGUUUCGAGAGAUCGGGCGUACGAAAAGUCCGCCUGCUGCAAAGGGACGGACGACAUAUGUCUACCCGACAAGCGUAACAGACACGAAAGCCACGGCGGUUACGUUGAAAAGUGUUCGUGAUGGGAUAUUGAGAGAACAUCUGAAGAUGGCCGAGUUUGUUUAGAGUGGCGGCGUGGGAGUGGAAUGAAUUUAUGGACAUGAUAUACUGUUUUUAUUUAUUGAAUUGUUGUUGUACGUUCACAUUGGUACUAGUAGUGUUUUAUGUAAAUGAAAAUUCAUAACGGCCACAGUGAGGCUGGUGCACGUAAUGUACCUAUGUGCCUGUGGAAAGCCCAUACUUAUUCAUCCCUACUGUCCAAAAGGUCAGCUCAAAAUCCGUGAAAACGCAAUGACCUCAGGUCAGGGUGUACAGUCCUUCCGACGCGAGUCCUUAUGUCCGUGAUCGAUUCAACAAUUCAAAAUGUGGAUAUGGGGCACAACGUCGAUUCACAAAUCAAGCAUCCUGAGCCAGCAUUGCAGAGUUGCAGACUCGUAAUUGCGCCUUGGAGGACUGACUGCGUAGUUUCGUCAUUCUGGUUGAUAGCGAGCAUUCUCAUUCAAGCCAUGGAAGAAAUCA